AUGAUUGUCAGUACUAUCAUUCAAGCUGCUAAAACGGAACCUAAACAAUCAAAAUUAAAAGAGCUUGCUCGAAAAUAUGGUAUGGCAGGUAUUGUUGUAUAUCUUGCAGUGGGUUGUGUAGACCUGGGUAUUACAUUUGGCGUUAUUCAAUUAGCUGGAUUAGAUAAAGUGAGAGCAAUUGAAAAAAGUGUUAUUAAUACUUUCUAUAAUGUGGGUGAAAGAAUUGGUUUUGAAAAGAAAGUUGAUGAGCGACCAGUGGUAGUAGUAACAGAUGGGGAAAAUAAUACACUUUUGACAGCAGCAGUAGCAAAUGAAGAAAUUGACUUAAUCAAAAAUAACAACAACGAUACCCCUUCUUUUGCUUCUGUCUUUAUAUUGGCGUAUGGUAUUCAUAAAACGUUGUUACUGCCUAUCAGACUGGGUAUCACAGCGGCUAUUACACCUGCUGUCGUACGUAAACUACAUCAAAUGGGUUGGGCUCGCUAUUUCCCUAAACUAUUAGGUGCUACCAAGCCGAAGAAUUUAUAA
This is a messenger RNA of Cokeromyces recurvatus, 528 nucleotides long. RefSeq lists its product as uncharacterized. The record is from RefSeq and is a predicted model, not a curated record. The transcript is spliced from 2 exons. NCBI's taxonomy places the organism in Eukaryota, Fungi, Mucoromycota, Mucoromycetes, Mucorales, Mucoraceae. The coding region runs from base 1 to 528 and encodes 175 amino acids. Gene Ontology annotation, cellular component: mitochondrion.